This is a messenger RNA of Anas platyrhynchos (mallard), 1845 nucleotides long. RefSeq names its product prolyl 4-hydroxylase subunit alpha 3 (gene P4HA3). Lineage: Eukaryota; Metazoa; Chordata; Aves; Anseriformes; Anatidae. Gene Ontology annotation, cellular component: endoplasmic reticulum. Gene Ontology annotation, biological process: peptidyl-proline hydroxylation to 4-hydroxy-L-proline. The record is from RefSeq and is a predicted model, not a curated record. Gene Ontology annotation, molecular function: L-ascorbic acid binding; iron ion binding; procollagen-proline 4-dioxygenase activity.
UCGCCGGCCUCCAGGCGGAGCCGAGGCUGGAGCCGAAGCCGGGGGAGCGGGGGGGAUGCGGGCUGUGGGGGUGCUGGGGCUGGGGGCACUGCUGGCUUGGCUGCCCCCCGUCCCUGCCGACACCUUCUCGGCUCUGAGAAGCGUGAGGCAGGCUCGGGGGGUCGAGGGGAGGCUGCUGAGGAGGCUCCGAGCCUACCUGCGGGAGGAGAGCGCCCGCCUGCGCCGCCUGGGCAGGUUCUACGAGAAGGUUCGGGCGCUGCACCAGGACCCCGGCGCCUCGGUGGAUAACCCCUUGCUGGCCUUCAGCCUCAUCAAACGCCUCAGCUCCGACUGGCCCCGCUUGGUCCACAGCGACGAGGCCGCCGAAAACACCCGGGCUCUCCAUGAUGGUUUCGAGGAGGUGCAGCAAGAAUUGCCCGGAGCCGAGGACCUGGAAGGAGCGGCGAGGGCGUUGAUGAGGCUGCAGGACGUCUACGGGCUCAGCGUCAAGGGCAUGGCCAACGGCGUCUUCCAGCCCGCCGGCACCGGCCGCCCUCCCCUAUACAGCCCCGGCCUCCGCGUCGCCCUCUCCGCCGACGAUUGCUUCCACGUGGGCAAGGUGGCCUACGACACGGGUGACUAUUACCACUCCAUCGCCUGGCUGGAGGAGGCCGUCAGCCGCUUCCGCCUGUCCUACGGCAGCUGGAACCCGGAGGAGGAGCGGGGCAGCCUGGAGGACGCCCUCGACCACCUCGCCUUCUCCUACUUCAUGGCUGGAAACAUCUCCCACGCCUUGACCCUCUCCAGGGAAUUUCUCCACUACGACCCCAGUAACCAGAGGGUGACGAGGAACGUGGCCAAAUACAAGAAGCUGCUGGCGUCAGGGGGGGACCGAGUGGGGAGCCCCCUGCGGCGCCCCAAUGCCACCCGCCUGCAGAGCCGGGACGCCUACGAGGAGCUGUGCCAGAGUCUGGGGGCACAGCCGGCCAUGGAGCGGCCCCCACGCCUCGGCUGCUCCUACGAGACCAACGGCAGCCCCUACCUCCUGCUGCAGCCCGCCAAGAAGGAGACGCUGAGGCUCCAGCCCUACAUCGCCUUGUACCACGACUUCAUCAGCGACGCCGAGGCCGAGACCAUCAAGGGGUUGGCGGGGCCCUGGCUCCAGCGCUCCGUGGUGGCCUCCGGGGAGAAGCAGCAGAAGGCCGAGUACAGGAUCAGCAAGAGCGCCUGGCUGAAGGACACGGCCGACCCCGUGGUGCGGGCGCUGGAGCUGCGCAUGGCGGCCGUCACCGGCCUGGAUUUGAGGCCUCCCUACGCCGAGUACCUGCAGGUGGUCAACUACGGGCUGGGCGGCCACUACGAGCCACACUUCGACCACGCCACGUCCAGGAAGAGCCCCCUUUACAGAAUGAAGUCCGGCAACAGGAUCGCCACGGUCAUGAUCUACCUGAGCGCCGUGGAGGCCGGUGGCUCCACCGCCUUCAUCUACGCCAACUUCAGCGUGCCCGUGGUUAAGAACGCAGCCCUCUUCUGGUGGAACCUGCGGAGGAACGGGGACGGCGACGGGGACACCCUGCACGCCGGCUGCCCCGUCCUGGCUGGGGACAAAUGGGUGGCGAACAAGUGGAUCCACGAGCACGGGCAGGAAUUUCGGCGGCCCUGCAGCCGCGAUCCCCGGGACUGAGGAGGACGUCGGGGGUUCGAGGACGCAGCUCCUGGCCUGGACGGCGUCACCGCCACCACGGGGGGGAAAAGUCACCUCAGGGGGGGGUUAUCCAGGAGAAAAAGGGGGUGGCAGCACCGGGGGGAGGAUGGUUUUGCUCCCCCGCGAGCCAAAAGGGGUGAAAAUAAAAUUGAAGGAGAUUG